GGAACGUUUUCAUUGCAGGACCUUGCAUAGACUGAUAUAUACACAAGUCAAAAUGUAGAGAUCUACAUCAGUCGGUGACUUACAACACUUUCUUUGGAGGGUACAAGGAUUAAGAUUUAAGCAUGGAGGGGACUUCCAGAAGCGACGCCGCGGCUCAGCCGUCUGUUGCCGCUCAAGUUCCUUUCCUGCACUUGUGCAACACCUUGGAGAAAAUUCAGAAGUCCAAAGCGCGUCCGGAUAAAUCGAAAAUCCUUCGGGAUUUCAUCGAGUCGUGGCGGAAAUUUCAUUCGGCUCUCCACAAAGACGACCCCAAAACCACAGACUCGUUCUAUCCCGCCAUGCGCCUCAUAGUCCCUCCUUUUGAACGAGAGCGAAUGGCGUACGGCAUCAAGGAGAGCAUGCUAGCUAAGCUCUACAUAGACGUGUUGGGCCUCCCAAAGAAUGGCCCGGAGGCCAACAAGCUGCUGAACUAUCGUGCCCCGACCACGUCCCAAGGGGAAGCUGGGGACUUUGCCGGCAUGGCGUACUUCGUGCUGAAGAAACGCUGCACCAGCCAGGGGAACCUCAGCAUCAAAGACGUCAACGACUUUCUGGACUCGGUGGCCAUCAACAACGCCAGCAAGAAGAAGGACCUCGUGAAAAAGAGCCUGCUGCACCUCAUCACCCAGAGCUCGGCUCUCGAGCAAAAGUGGCUCAUCAGGAUGAUCCUGAAGGACAUGAAGCUUGGGAUCAGCAAGGAGACGGUCCUCCAAGUCUUCCACCCGGAUGCUGCCGAGCUCUACAACGUCAACACGGACUUGAAUAAGGUUUGCCAGCAGCUCCACAACCCCUCUGUGUCCUUAAGCGAAAUCUCCAUCGGACUUUUCUCCGCUUUCAAGCCCAUGCUGGCAGCCGUGGCUAACAUCCGCGCCGUGGAGAAACAAAUGGGAAACAGCCCGUUUUACAUCGAGACCAAGCUGGACGGGGAGCGCAUCCAACUGCACAAGGACGGCGACGUGUACAAGUACUUCAGCCGGAACGCCUUCGAGUACACGCAGCAGUUCGGGGGGUCGCCGCUGGAGGGGUCGCUGACGCCUCACAUCCACAACUUCUUCAAAAGCCACGUCGUGAGCUGCAUCCUCGACGGCGAGAUGAUGGCGUACAACCCGACGGCGGAGACCUUCAUGCAGAAGGGGAGCAAAUUCGACAUCAAGAAGCUGAUGGACGACUCCGAGCUGCAGACGUGCUUCUGCGUGUUCGACGUGUUGUUGAUCAACGGGCAGAAGCUCGCCAAGGAGACGCUGAAGAAGCGCUACGAGAUGCUCCAGACGGUUUUCACCCCAGUCAAGGGGAGGAUAGAUGUGGUGCCGAAGGCCGACGGCAGGACCAUGCAGGAGGUGGUCAACGCUCUCAAUGACGCCAUUGACAAGAGAGAGGAGGGGAUCAUGGUGAAGGAUCCUUUAUCUAUCUACAAACCUGACAAGCGGGGGGAAGGAUGGUUAAAGAUUAAGCCAGAAUAUAUGGAUGGAUUAAUGGACGAGCUUGACUUGCUGAUUGUUGGAGGUUACUGGGGGAAGGGAAGACGCGGGGGUAUGAUGUCCCAUUUCUUAUGCGCCGUAGCCGAAGCUCCGAAGCUUGGUGAGAAACCCACGGUUUUCCACAGCUUCUGCCGCAUCGGCUCUGGCUACACCAUGAAAGAAUUGUAUGAUCUCGGGUUGAAGCUCGCCAAGCACUGGAAGGUCUACCGGAAAAACAACCCGCCGGCGUCAAUCCUGUGCGGGACGGAGAAGCCGGAGGUCUACAUUGAACCCUGCAACUCUGUCAUCAUCCAGGUGAAGGCGGCCGAGAUAGUCGGAAGUGACAUGUACAAAACCAACUGCACCCUGCGCUUCCCCAGGAUCGAGAAGAUCCGUGACGACAAGGAGUGGCACCAGUGCAUGACCCUGGCGGAGCUGGACCAGUUCCGCAGCAAGGCGUCCGGGAAGCUCGCCUCGCGCCACCUCCACAUCGGCAGCGACGACCCGCAAAAGAAGAAGCGCAAGGUGGCGCCCAAGCCCAAAAAGGUGGUCGGGGUCAUCGACCACUUCAAGCCCCAGGACCUCUCCGGGGUCGCCAAGGAGACGGACAUGUUCGAGGACGUGGAGUUCUGCAUCCUGAAUGGCACCGAGGAUCACCCCAAGUCCGAGCUGGAAAAGGGCGUGGCCAGGUGCGGAGGAAUUGUGGUUCAAAACCCGGGGCGGGACACCUACUGCGUGAUCGCCGGCGUCGAGAACAUGCGCGUGAAGAACCUGAUAUCAUCCAACCAGCACGACGUGGUCUGGGCCGCCUGGCUGCUCGAGUGCCUGCGCCAAAAGGAAGUGGUCCCGUGGCAACCGCGCCACAUGAUCCACAUGUCGCCCUCCACCCGGGAGCACUUCGCCAAGGAGUACGACAGCUACGGCGACAGCUACUUCGUGGACACGGACGAGCAGCAGCUGCGGGAGGUGUUCGGCCGGAUUGACGGCGCGGCAGCGCCCGCCGCCGUCAACGUCGCGCAAGUGGAGGAGCGCUGCGGCUGGGAUGACCUCCCCACCAGCAUGUUCAGACCCUUCACUGUCUACGCGGACAGCUUCGCCGACAUCGGCGACCCCGCCAGCGCCAUUACUGCCACCUGCGUGGACAUCAGGGCGCUGGAGUGUCGUUACCACGGAGGCACGGUGGUGCAGAAGCUGGAGGAAGGAGUUUCACAUGUUAUUAUCUCAGAGGAAACGAGACUUGGGGAUCUGAGGACCCUGAGACGCCGCUUUAGGAAGAAGUUUAAGAUCGUGAGAGAGUCAUGGGUGACUGAUUCGAUCAAAGCAGGGUAUGUGAUGAACGACACCGACUACCUGGUGUGAAGGGGCAUCAGAUCAAGAUAUUAGUCGACACUGGACAAAAAAAACUCUUUUAGCAUUUUAAUUAAUUCUUAAUGUGAAAAUAUCAUCUUCUCAGCUUUAUAUCAUGUGUUCUUAAUGAGUGGUUAGCGCUUGUUAUUAGUUUUAAAUGAACUCACUGAUUUAAAACUCACCACUACACGAUUGUUUUGUCCGAUUUUGAAAGUCAGGCUUGCAUAAGUAUCCUUCCACUUUUAGCCCAGCGUCUAUUUCCUGGAGUAGACGGUAGAUUUUUCCAUUUUACCAAAAUGGAGCCCUUUAUUUUUGACAACACUUUGCGUAACUUCGGUGAAUAUCCCGUGUGCUGCAACAAAGUGCCACUCGAGUUAUUUGGCAUUGCUCUCCAGAUAGAUGGAAACUCUGCCUCCUUUUAUUUGCCUCAAUGCAACUGAAUAACUGUUGUUGUUGUUAUUAUUAGCCUCUCUGGGUUUUUCCAACUUUUCUAGUUUGCAAACCAAGUCUGAAUUUAUUGUCUGUUCGCAUAAGCUGAGCUAGUUUAUUAGCACAAUUUCCUGAUGAUACAAACAAACUUGGCGUGCAAACUUGUUGAUGAUUAGAGCAAUCCCUCCAAAGCCACAUGAGACAUUAUAUCAUUUUUAUAAAUAUUCUUAGCAGUGAAAUUAACUGUGUAACUAAUUGUGCCUUUGUGCUUUCCCCUCGUUUUAAUUUUGCCAUUAAGUAAAAGUCUAAUAAGUAAAAUUCUAAUAAACAUCUUAGGAGUGGUUUAAUAA
Mugil cephalus (flathead mullet) is the source of this 3622-nucleotide messenger RNA. RefSeq names its product ligase IV, DNA, ATP-dependent (gene lig4). The record is from RefSeq and is a predicted model, not a curated record. Gene Ontology annotation, biological process: DNA biosynthetic process; immunoglobulin V(D)J recombination; nucleotide-excision repair, DNA gap filling. Gene Ontology annotation, molecular function: ATP binding; DNA binding; DNA ligase (ATP) activity. The transcript has 3 exons. Lineage: Eukaryota; Metazoa; Chordata; Actinopteri; Mugiliformes; Mugilidae. Gene Ontology annotation, cellular component: DNA-dependent protein kinase-DNA ligase 4 complex; DNA ligase IV complex. Bases 123 to 2855 code for a protein of 910 amino acids.